AUGACGACCCCUUCGCUAUCCAAUGGGCAAGCAUCCGUCGUCGUAGUUUUUGCACUUCUGGCACUUAAUCAGCCCCACGUCUGUGGUGAAAACUACUCACUCUUUGAGCUGAGUCCUCUCAAUAAUCUCACCAUUCACAUCCGAAGAGGAUAUACUGCCCACUUCCAAUGCGGUAACGGUUCUACUGGAAAUAUUUCCUUCAUUCUAUGGAUAAAACCGGAUAAAACCAAGGUUCCUGUCACCAGUAGGGUUAACGAGCCAUUGCAACCAUUGAUAUUGCCGAAUGUCUCAUUUUCCGAUUCUGGGCGUUACAACUGUACUGCUUAUUCUAUCAAUCAGCCACUAAUGAACGCUACAGCGGAACUUCUCGUUAGAGAUGUUCCUAACCCACCUGGUAAUGUCACUGUCCUUUCUGAAUCACCCACUUCUCUCUCGGUCUCGUGGAAUUUCACCACUGACAAUAACAGCCCAGUUAUUCUCCACAGUCUGUACCUGUUCACUAAGGAUAAACUGGUUACUCAACAAAACGUUUCCUCACCGAGAAAUUUCUAUACUUUUGUCGGAUUGGAACCCCGCACAUGCUACAAUCUGGUACUUAUGGCUCUAAACGAUGUGGGUUGGAGCAUCCUUACCAGACCUGUUCAUGCGUUUACGUCUCACGGCAAGCCAGCAAUCCAACCACUUAUCAAUCUACACAAUGUAUCUGAAAUGUCAGCGGUCAUCGUCUUUGACCAUUCGGACCUGAUCACACGCUAUCCCACUCUCUUGAGCAACGAAUCUGCCGACUGCGGAGACGCGGAGAGCGAUCUAUCGUCCCUACUCAGUGGAUUCUUCACAGACUAUGCGGUGUAUGUAUCCAGUGUGGAGCCCAUCCAUCUCGUCAAUCACCAAAUUCAGCCUGUGAUUCCCAAGGAUAAACAGGUCCUGGUCAUUUCGAAUUUGAAACCGUACACACGAUAUAAUAUUUCAGUCGCCUUUAGGAAUGGACCCUAUCAGGGUCCCAUGACUCAGCUGCUGAUCAGGACUGCAGAGGAUGUACCGGACCCGCCAGUGCUAGUCAACAGCUCAUCCACAAGCCAUUCUAUUACUCUUCAUUGGAUAAACGGGCCGAACCCCGGAGGUGUCAUUAUCGGUUACAAGCUAGAACUUUAUCGAUGUGGUGCCAAUCAACAAGCCGAACCCGACGCAUCCCUUCGUCUUCGCAGACACCAAAUGGAUUCCAAGAAGAAAGAAUUCACAUUCGAAGAACUCGACCCGAAUGCAUGCUAUGCUGUUCGGGUCGCAGCUAGGACAGCGGUUGGAUUCGGAUCUUUCAGCCGAUUAUAUGAGGUAUCUACCGACAUACCAGCUCCUCGACCUCCUGACUUGGUUUCGGUCACCUUUUUGAAUACCAACGAUAUUCUCCUUAACUGGACCUGCAUUGGCUUAUGUGCAACUUUGGUAGUUCAGGAUGCCCCACAGUACAAAGUGUGCUGGUUCAAUUCGCAGCCGAUUCGCGACCCUCCCAGUUGUUUGCGCACCCAAUCGUUCAGCUCUGCACAUCAAGCGUUUUGCAACUGCAAUACGGCACAAAAAUUUCAAACGACUGUGCUACCUUGGUCCAUUGUGCAACAUUCGGGCACCGAACGGACCUCUUUUACCGUGCGCUCCUUGCGGAAGCGUUCUGUUUGUUGGGCCGAACGCACUUGUGAACAAGAGAGCUUGGAUUCCAACAGCAUUGUGCUGGAUUUGCGAAACGCUCCAGCUAGCUGGCGUAUGAACAAACACGGUGGUUUCAAGUUGGACAGCGUCGCAAUCGUCAGCAUCGUGGCGGUCGCCGCGCUUGUGUUCACUUCAGUCGCUUUCGCUGCAUGCUUUGCCAGCGGUCUGAAAUGCAUGUUCUUCGUGUGUCAAAAACCGUUUGCUCGUUAUGGUUCGUCGGAAAAGUCAGUAGGCAAGUAUCGCCGUGUAGUUCCACUAAGGUUGAACAAGACCACAUACAAGCCAAUCCCACGUGCAGAAUUACGCGACUAUGUGACCCUCGCUCACGCGGACAAUGACGCUGGCUUUCAAGCUGAAUUUGAGGCCAUGGAGCGCACGGUGUGCUGCACAGAAUGGGCCAGUAACGUUGCUAAACUACCGGAGAAUGCUACCAGAAAUCGCUACUCCAAUGUACUCGCAUACGAUCACACUCGCGUCAUCUUGAAAGAAGUCGGGAAUAAAAGUGAUUACAUCAACGCCAAUUACAUUGAUGGCUAUCAUCGCCGCGCUGCUUAUAUUGCCACCCAGGGACCCAUACCGGCCACCUUCGAUGACUUUUGGCUUAUGGUAUGGGAGCAGGCAUCGAAUGUGAUUGUGAUGAUAUCCAACUUCAUCGAGCGUGGCCGUCGCAAAUGUGACAAGUACUGGCCCUCCACCGGACAGCAACUGUACGGCAACAUAUCAGUCCGAAUGGUGUCGGAGACGGUGCGUGCCUUCUUCACCGUUCGUGUGUUCGUCAUUCGCCAUGUUCGGUGCAAACGGGUUGGUAAGGAGCGUCUUGUGUACCACUAUCAAUACACCGAUUGGCGUGACUUCGAUGUACCCUCUUCUCCGCUUCCAGUUUUGAAAUUUAUCGAGGCUUCUGUGACUCACUGGUCUCUUGAGGAUGGCCCCAUUGUUGUCCAUUGCAGUGCUGGUGUGGGUCGCACUGGAACGUACAUUUGCAUUGAGAGCCUCAUUCGUCAACUGCAAGCAGAGCAGGUUGUCACAAUUCGCAGUCUCCUGGAACACAUUCGGCAGCAGCGCAUGAAGCUGGUCCAAACGGAGCAACAGUACGCUUUCAUCCACGAUGCGCUGCGGGAGUAUGUGUUGUACCCCUCCCACGUUAUUCGACCAACUCAUUUUGCGGACUGUCUGUCACAUCUUCGCGCAUUGGACUCUUCCGGGCGAUCGAAUCUGGAGCGGCAGUAUGAGCUUUGCGUGGAAUCGGUCCCGGAUCCUCCCGACAUGUCACGCUCCAAAACUCUCGUCGGCAAUGAUCGUAGAGGCUCCAGUUCCUUAUACGGCACCGCUGAUGUGUGGGACAUCAAUUCGUCCUGCUUACACGGCUAUCAUAUGCUGUCAGAGUACAUCGUGGCACGUCACCCGUCGGCUGGUGCGGAGGCGGAAUUCUGGAAAAUGGUUUGGGACGAGAAUUCCUCUAUCAUCGUGUGCCUCUCCGAUCCUGAGCUGCCGCCGUUCUGGCCUUCCGGCUCUAAUGAGAUACGAGACAUUGGCUGGCUACAUGUGACCUACGCUGGGAGUAGUCCCUACAACCAGUCAUUGACUCGGCUCGAAUUCCUUCUGACCUCUGACCGAGAGGACUACGCCCUGGUGUGCACCCUUUGGCGCUUUUCCGGUUGGCCUUCGGUGGAACUGGAGAACACUUCUCAAUUGGCACUGGCUCAUUCCCUGUUAGAUUUGGCUUCCCUCAUUCCAGAUGAUGAAGAGGACGAUGAGGACACUGAGUUCAUGACAUCAUCUGGUCCAAUCGUUGUGGUGGACAACUCUGGUGGAACUCGUGUAGGCACUUUCUGCGCUCUCCGCAUCCUCAUCAACCAAUUCACGCAUGAGUUUCUAUUCGACGUAUACUUUGUGUUCAAAAUGCUGGCUCAUCAGCGGUCUUGCAUGUUUCAAUCUCACCGCGAUCUCGAGUUCAUCUACAUUCUGCUGCAGCAGUAUCUCUCUCGAGACGCCUGUCCAUCCUCCAUCAACACUGGUGGACCCGGAUGUCCCAGUGUUCAUGGAGCACACUCACCUACUCGCGGCUUGUCCAGUCCAAAUCGUCUCGGCUCUCAUUGUCGUCGGCGUACCAAAGUAAUGGUGAACCAUUUCUUCCCUCGCAGACACAAAACGCGUCUGAUCACCAACAGUGCUGUUUCCGGUGGCAACGAAACCCCUUUGGUGCGUUCCAGUCAUUCGAGCGUGAACGCUGGCAGUCACCUCUCUCUUCUGGAUCCGCUUUCUAAUGAUCCAGACGACAACCACUCCACCAUGCAACGCUCCUCACUGCCGUCCACGGGUCAGUUAGAGUCCAUGUCACGUGAAUCCUCCGAUCCAAGUGUUUAUGGCGUGCCAAGCUUGUCUGGCGCCUUGUCUGUGCAUUCCAAAUCUUCACAAGUUGCUGGGUUGCUUCCACAGGAUAAUCCACGCUAUUCCACAUGUUCGCUGCCUACAGUCUGACGUAUGACCGUUUGCUGCCUCCACACUCCUCACCUCCACUUGUUUACUGUUCUCUUCUUUUUCCGAUGACCUCUUUUUAGCAUUUACUUCAGCUCACUCCGCGCUGAUCUAUCUGUGCAUUACAAUGACAUUUGAGCACUGAUCAUGUUCGCUGAUCUGAUAACAUUGAUCCUCGGUUGUUUUGGCCGCCUAACCUUGCAUCUCCAACCGCAAUAGCCGUCAUGGUUGCAUUUGACGUUCUUGUUCGCCUCACUUUGUUACCGUGCGUGUGCUUUGGUUUUGUAAGCCCACAGGCGCUAACAGGCCUCCAUUGACGUUUCGCACGCACAUCCUGUUGUGUGCAUGUCAUCCCGCUGUGCACUUGUUUGUACUUCCGGUGGCGUCUCGCUCCAUGUCGUCGAGCUUUGUCUACUACGCGCCCCCUCGCAUCAUUUUGCGAUUUUCUCCGCCUCCCAUCAGUAUCGUUUGCGCCCCUACAGUACUACCCACAUUCAUAUACACCCACUCCCACUUUUGUAUAUAGUUGCUAUUCUACAUCUUCUGUCUGCUAACUUUCUUUUUAUUUUCAACGUUUACCACUUUUGUUUGCUUUCGUUCAUCUAUUGAUAGGAAUAAAUACAUUAUCGAAUGG
Messenger RNA from Dicrocoelium dendriticum, 4813 nucleotides. Lineage: Eukaryota; Metazoa; Platyhelminthes; Trematoda; Plagiorchiida; Dicrocoeliidae. The record is from the annotation of a GenBank genome assembly.